Molecule: messenger RNA, 1045 nt
Organism: Eutrema salsugineum
Lineage: Eukaryota; Viridiplantae; Streptophyta; Magnoliopsida; Brassicales; Brassicaceae
Exons: 1
Coding region: 18-773 (251 amino acids)
Cellular component (GO): mitochondrial large ribosomal subunit; mitochondrial ribosome
Source: RefSeq, a predicted model, not a curated record
GAAACCGGAAUCUCAGCAUGAUCCGAUUCGCGAGAUCAAAAUCAACAAUCGACUCACUGACCUACGAUCUUGUCCAGAGAUGCUACGCUAGUGGAACCCCCAAGGGAAAGUCGAAGCUGAAGACAAACCAAGCGUUGAAGCGAAACAAAAUCACCACCAAAAAAGGCGGUGGUGGCGGCGGCGGAGGAGGUGGAGGUGGGGAGGAAGCGGUGAAGGGAAAAGGAAGAAUCUCCGAUGAGAAGCAGAAGCUAUACGAUCAAUGCCUAAACGCUCCUUGCCCUGUUCGUUACCUGAGGCCCAAGGAGAUCGAGCGAGAAGCGAAGCGAGAGAAGCUAGGGCUAAUCAGCAAGGAGAGGCAGCGAGAGAUCGAGAUCCAGAAAAAAGGAGGACCUUUCACGAUGGAAGUCACCGAGGAGCCGAUGAGGAUCGGGACUCCAGGAUUGGAUUACAUUUCGUUAGGGAUUUUCACGGAAGACGAGUUACCCAAGUACAAGGUCACGGUGGAGGACGGGAAGAGACUCGCCAAGGAGUACAGUAGAGUGCUUAUGAGAGAGCACAGAGCGAGACGUGUUGCUGAGAGUAAUCUGUUGAAGCUGAAGAAAGCGGCGAUAGAGGCGUUGCCGGAGAAUCUGAAGAAGGCAGCUUUAGAGCCUGAUUUGACUCCGUUUCCGGCGAAUCGUGGAAUGGCUACUCUUACACCUCCUAUUGAAGGGUAUCUCGAGAGGAUUAUGAAUGCAGCUAAGAAGAGCUCAAGUAAAGAGAAGUUGAGAUGAUCAUUAAGAGGUUAGAGAUUUUGUGUUUUGGAUGAGAUGAGUUUUGUCAAUUGGGUUCUGAUCAAAUCUGAUAUAAAGAUGGUCAUAGUGCUUACCACUCUAUAGUAGAACACUUGUUGAAGCUUAAAAGUUUAAAUUUUUUUUUUUAACUUUCUUCUGUUUGAGAUUGAGUAACUUCAUAUCAGCAUUCUGAGUAGUGAAGUUGUUUAGGCUGAAAGUCACUGGUAAUAACAAUUGGAAUUAUCCUCUAAUUGGAGGCUAACUCUUUUGUA